UUUUUCUUCUUCUUGCUUUUGCAUGUAUUUCCUGGACUCAGCUGCAUGUCAUUCUGAGCUGCAGCUCGCCUCUUAAACUAAAAACAAAUUGUACUUUUAUUUUGAAGCGACUCUUCUCUGUGAGCGCGGUGAAGCAUCGUGAUGUUUCCGUGAUGUAUGUCACUGGCAUCAUCUCAACCCUUAGAGGAUUUCUGGAAAAACAUCGCUGAUGGGAAGGAGUUGGGGAGAGAGCAAACAGAAGAGGAGCUUUUUUUUUCCAGGAGUCGUAUAUGUGGAUUUGAGAAGCUGAAUAAAACUUUUAUUUUUGGGCUGAGCAAAUGUGAACUCAGCCUUGUUGUUUUUGUUCCCUAGUGGAGGCUUCUGUAAGGUAAGGAGGCUCAGCGGCUGGCAGGCUGCAGCUAUGGACUUUGAGAGGUUCCCUCCCUCCUCAUCAGUGACCUCUCCUCUUGUGUCACCAUGCCUGACGACUCUGCCGCCUCCAUCCUCUACAUUGUCCUAGAGCUGUUAAUUGCCGUGUUCUCCGUACUGGGAAAUGUGUUGGUCUGCUGGGCCGUUUGCCUCAAUAGUAACCUGCAGAGCAUCACCAACUUCUUCGUGGUGUCCCUGGCCGUGGCUGACAUUGCAGUGGGAGUCCUGGCUAUCCCUUUCGCCAUUGUCAUCAGCACCGGAUUCUGCUCCAACUUCUAUGGCUGCCUCUUCAUAGCCUGCUUUGUGCUGGUUCUCACACAGAACUCCAUCUUCAGCCUGCUCGCCAUCGCCAUAGACCGCUACAUUGCAAUCAAGAUACCACUCAGGUACAAUAGUUUGGUGACAAGUCAGCGGGCCCGAGGCAUCAUCGCCAUUUGUUGGGCUCUAUCAAUCAUAAUUGGUCUGAUCCCCAUGAUGGGCUGGCACAAAGUGUACAACAGUACCAAGAGCACCAACAGCACCUGCCAGCCUGGCCUGAUGAAGUGCCUGUUUGAGGAGGUGGUGGACAUGGAGUACAUGGUCUACUUCAACUUCUUUGCUUGUGUACUAAUCCCCCUCCUGCUGAUGCUGGCGAUCUACCUGUGCAUCUUCAUGGCAGCGCGCCAUCAGCUGAAGCUGAUUGAAGUGAAAGCCUUUCACGGAGAAAAGUCGCGCUCCACCCUUCAGAAGGAGGUCCAGGCGGCCAAGUCGCUGGCCGUCAUUGUUGGGCUGUUUGCUGUCUGCUGGCUGCCUCUGCACAUCAUCAACUGCUUCAACCUGUUCUGCCUCAAGUGCCAUCCUCCUCCCGCUUGGAUUAUGUACGUGGCCAUCAUCCUCUCUCAUGCCAACUCCGUAAUCAACCCCUUCAUCUAUGCCUACCGCAUCCGGGAGUUCAGGCAGACCUUCCGUAAGAUUAUCCGACGCCACAUCCUGGGUCGGCAUCAGGUGUUCGAGAGUAGCAGCAGUGAGCACAGCUCAACACACAACACCAUAACGGACUCCAUCAGACUCAAAGCAAACGGCCUUAAAUUUGACUUCUUCACAGAAUCCAGCAGAAGCAACAGCUGUAAAAACUCUAGUAGCCGCCCUGCUCACAUGUCUCCUGUAGAGGACGGCCUGGUGGCAGUCUCUCACCCUCCUCUGUCAGUCGUCAUCUCCAAUUGUCCUCAUGCAGGGACAUUUGCACUGCAAGCCCUUAGGCAGACUGAAAUCCCACAGGCCAGUCAUCUUUGUUUUGAAGAACGAGAGCUUGACUGUGCAGGAACAGAAAUCCCAGAGGAAAAAGGCAAACAGAACCUCAGCUCGACCCAGGUCUCUCCGCUGUUCACCAACCAGAACAGGAAAAAUUGCUUUUGUGAGCUGCAAAGAGUGUCCUGACAAAUAUACAGGAAGGAUGGGGAACUAAUUCAGGAGCAGAGCGAUCAAAUGUCCUCUGGGGAUUGGAGAGGAGAUGGGAGCAGUGAUAACGGAUAACAGGCAAUAAAAGUCACAGAGAUAAAUUAAAUACACUGACUUUUUAUGUAAGCCAGAGGAGUCUAUAAAGCAUUGCUUGUGGUCUGGAGCCUCUCAACUGCCUGUUCACCUCCGACACAGAGGACAAUGAUUUAAAUAGAUGGAGCAGCUGACACAUCCAUCUUCAACCUCAAGGUCCUUUGCAAUCAUGAAACUGUUCGUUUUAGCAGACAAGACCACCAAAUACUUUUGUUUUUACUUUACAACUAAGUUGAGGUCAUUGAAAAUGCACUUUGUCCAGUAAACUACCUGACCCAAUGCGGGCGGUUAAACUUUCUUGAGCCAUUUGUGAAAAUAAUUAUUUUCUAAAUUUCUGAAAUAAGAAUAUAUAGGGCUACACAUGCAUUUUACCUGUUCUAUUCUGUCCCCUUUUAAUGUCAGAAUUUUGUCACUGGAUCACCUACUUUCAGUUUUAUUUGCAUCCCAGGGUCUCCAACAGUUCAGACUGGUAUCCUUCAUGUUGUUUUUAAAUCUAAGGGUGGAAAUGGGAUAAUGCAAUGCUAAAAUGGAAACUGGUGUUACUGUUUGCUCAACAAGCUUUAAUGUGUUGUUAAAUUUAUUCAAAUGUAAAAUAAAAAAGUAAUUUAUCAAGGAUUAUAAAUGAUUGCAUUUUGAACUUUGUAGACUCUCAGUCUCUUGCAACGUCAAUAAACAUUUUGUGAUGAG
Molecule: messenger RNA, 2625 nt
Organism: Girardinichthys multiradiatus
Lineage: Eukaryota; Metazoa; Chordata; Actinopteri; Cyprinodontiformes; Goodeidae
Gene: adora2aa
Product: adenosine A2a receptor a
Exons: 3
Coding region: 457-1824 (455 amino acids)
Biological process (GO): G protein-coupled adenosine receptor signaling pathway; adenylate cyclase-activating G protein-coupled receptor signaling pathway
Cellular component (GO): membrane
Molecular function (GO): G protein-coupled adenosine receptor activity
Source: RefSeq, a predicted model, not a curated record